CACUCACUCACCUCAAUAUUCCCCUUUCUAAUCCCUCAUAUUAUUACUUCACUCGACAUCAUGACCAUCCCCGCCGACAAAAAGAAGCCCGCCCUCGUCGUCGUGCCCGGCGCCUCCCAAAACCCAGCCCACUACGCCCACCUCCUGCACCUCCUCCAAUCCGCCGGCUACGGAGCCUUCACUGGCCUCCUCCCCAGCAUUGGCGCCCAAGGACAAGUCACGGCGGCCGACGACACCGACUACGUGCGCAACCGACUGAUCCUCCCUCUCCUGGAUGUCGGCAACCAAGAUGUGAUUCUGAUCAGCCACUCGUACAGUGGAAUGCCUGCUAGCGCGGCGGCGCGCGGACUCGGACCCGCCGACCGUGCCGCUCAGGGCAAGUCCACUUCCGUGCUGGGCCAGAUCUUCAUCGCGACCAUUUUGCCUCGUGGUGGUGACGGACUGAGUGUUAUUGAUUCUUUUGGUGGAAAUUUGCCCCCGCAUAUGUAUAUGGAUAAAGAACAAAACCUUCUCAAAUGCGACGAGCCCAAGCCCCCUCUCUUCUACGAUGUUGAACCCACCCUUGCCGACGCGGCUUGCCAGACUUCCCUUAGUCAGGGCUUGACUUCUUUCUCGAGUCCCUGUCCUGAGGCGAGCUGGGGCUCUGAGGCCUUCAAGGAUAGAAUCGCUUACAUCCACACCACUGAGGAUCGCGCGGUGCCUUACCCGGCCCAGACGGCUAUGGUUCAGGCUACGGGUGCUAAGUGGAUCACUAGGGAACUGGCUACGGGUCACAGUGCGCAAUUGUCUGCUCCGGAGGAGCUGACGAAGACUAUUCUGGAGUUGGUGAAGCAGUGGGAGUAGAUAGAUGUAUUUGUGAAGAAUUGGGUGUGGAUUUAGCUGCUUGCAAUGUUGAUUUUCAGAAUGUAAGAGAAUUCGCCAAGGUUACUUAGUCCAAUAUGUGGCUUUAAUAUGGGGAUGUGUUCAAUCACAUUGGCAGAUAAAUUGCUUUAUUGUUGUUGUUGUCCUCUUGCUUAUCCAUCCUCCCGCUUCCUACGGGCAUAACUUGAAGGAAGGCAUGUGCGCCAAAUGAGGGGCAGUGGGCCGGUGAAAGGAAGAAGAGGGUAGUGGAGGACAACAAGCACAAGACACAUAAGAGAGGGAAGAGGGGUGGAUACCCCUGCUUGGUGUGCUGGCCAGUCGAGAAAGGAAGGGGUGUGGGAAGGAACAGGACAAG
This is a messenger RNA of Aspergillus eucalypticola CBS 122712, 1216 nucleotides long. Its product is annotated as alpha/beta hydrolase. The coding region runs from base 61 to 843 and encodes 260 amino acids. Lineage: Eukaryota; Fungi; Ascomycota; Eurotiomycetes; Eurotiales; Aspergillaceae. The transcript is spliced from 2 exons. The record is from RefSeq and is a predicted model, not a curated record.